This is a messenger RNA of Cuscuta campestris, 1287 nucleotides long. The record is from the annotation of a GenBank genome assembly. Lineage: Eukaryota; Viridiplantae; Streptophyta; Magnoliopsida; Solanales; Convolvulaceae.
ACCCUUUCCUUUCCUUUCUUGAUGAAGAUCACAAGAACCCAUGCAUGAAACCACCUUUUCCCUCUCCUAAAGGGAACCUUUACAACCUUUCCAUCACCUCUCCAUUUAUUUUUUUUCUUCACCUUUUCUUUUAUUAUUGUUAGCUAGAGAGUAUUGUCAUUCAUAUGGCCUCACAAAAGGGAGAUCAUGGUAAAGAUCAGACCUCCGGCGGCGGCGGCCGCAGAGCGGCGACCACCAGGCCGCAGCAGGAUGGGGCGGCCGCCGCCGCCGCACUCAAGUGCCCCAGAUGCGAUUCCCCCAACACCAAGUUUUGCUACUUCAACAAUUACAGCCUUUCUCAGCCCAGACACUUCUGCAAGACUUGCAGAAGGUACUGGACCAGAGGGGGCGCUCUCCGGAGCGUCCCCAUCGGAGGGGUUUGCCGGAAGAACAAGAAAAUGAUGAGGCCUUCGUCGUCGGCGAGGUUUUCCGGCGAGUCCUCGUCAUUGGAUAUCGGCGGGUUCAAGCUCCUCAGCGGCCUGUCUUCCCCCGCCAUGGACUUCCAGCUCGCCGGGCUGAACACUCCGCCGCCUCCGCCGGCUUUAAACGGAAACUCCCCGGCCACCGCCGGCGUCGGCCUUUUCGGUCACCUCUCUUCGCCGAUGGUCAUCCCGUCGUCGCCGAGCCCGUGUUUCAACAUCGUCGACCCGGCUGCCGGAACUCCACCUCUCCUCGGCUUCAACUUCGCCUUCCCCUGCGUGCUAAAACCCCAAGCAGAGAACCCCGCCGGCGCCGGAGUGGGGUUUCAAGAAAUGGGCACAAGUGCGAAUCUAGCAUCCUCAAUCGAGUCGUUGAGCACGAUAAACCAAGAGCUUCACUGGAAACUCCAGCAGCAAAGAUUGGCCGCCGCCAUGUUCUUCGGCGGACGGAAAGAAAAGCAAUCAUUUCAGGAGAUCCCGAAAGUCCCGCGGCCGCCGGAAGCGGCCGAAACCUCUGCCGGUUUUGCCGCCGCCGGCAAACAAUCCGGCGGGAGCACAGGAACGGAAUGGCUCUUUGACGACACCGACGUUAUAAACGGAAGCGGCGAAAAUAGGAGUGAGUUUGAAGCUUGGCCGCCAUUAUCGUCUCCCAUGAAUAAUAAUAAUAACUAUACUUCCAUGCCAUAAUAAUCUUAAAAAAAAAAGGGGUCAGUAAUUAAAGAAUAUUAAUUACUCCUAUAUAUAAUUUCAAUUCUUAAUUUUAUUACUCCUCCGUACAAUUAUUAUUUAUGUGUUUGCUUGGAAUAAGUAAUUAAUUAACUGGUUAUUA